Hibiscus syriacus is the source of this 674-nucleotide messenger RNA. Its product is annotated as protein TPR3-like. Gene Ontology annotation, molecular function: protein binding. The transcript has 4 exons. Lineage: Eukaryota; Viridiplantae; Streptophyta; Magnoliopsida; Malvales; Malvaceae. Bases 25 to 474 code for a protein of 149 amino acids. The record is from RefSeq and is a predicted model, not a curated record. Gene Ontology annotation, biological process: regulation of DNA-templated transcription.
ACUGGGCUUGCUUUCUCUACUGCCAUGAAUGUGCUUGUUUGUUCUGGAGCAGAUGCUCAGAUUUUCACAUGGAAACUUGACGGAUGGGGGAAAUGUAAAAGCAAACUCUUGCAGUUCCCCGAUGAGAGAAUCCCAGUAAUGGGUUCGAAUACCAUUGUCCAGUUUCAUCAGGAUCAAGUACACUUCCUCGUUGUGCAUGAGACUCAGCUUUCAAUUUAUGAAGCCAAAGAACUAGAAUGUGUACACCAGUGGGUUCCUGAAGAUUCUACAAGAAUCUCGCAAGCAACAUUCGCAUACGAUAGUCAGAUGGUGUAUGCCUGGUUUGUAGAUGGGAAAGUGGCGAUAUUUGGUGCUUCAUAUCUUGAAUUAAAAUGCCAGAUCCUUCCCGCUUCGUAUGUUCCUCCCAGUGCAAGAUCAAAUGCGUAUCCCCAUGCCAUAGCUGCACAUCCGCAGAAACCAACCCAAUUUGCAUAGGGAUUGACAGAUGGCGCAAUCAUGGUUUUAGAGCCUCAUAAACCUAGUAUUUCGUGGUACCUGCCUGGCUGAAUAUGAGUCUGCAACUGCAAGCAGCUGCUUGGUCAUAGAUUAUUAAAACUAAAAGUGAAAUAUCUUACACAUUAUAUGUCUUAGAUUUGACAAUCUCCAUACAUAUUUGUGAAUAUUUGUCCGUCUUA